AGAGCUGACAGUCUAUGGCUAAAUGGGGGAGGAGGGACGCAAGUGCUUGGGGGACUAAGGUAUCCUCAGUGAUACCCAAUGCUACAAUUUACUGGGGGACGGCUCAGAUGCCUCCGAGUCGGUGGUGGUCAAGACACGACACUCAGCUCAGGCCACUCAGUCAAGAGGCUGAGCGAGCGCUCUGUCUGCCCGCUCCUGGCACCACUUGAGAUCCCAACAAGCCUCCUUCGCCGGAUUCCCCAGACAUCAACCACAGUAAAGUUCUGUUUGCCCAGGCUACCCUUGCUGUCUGCUGUGCCUCCUCUGCUCUGGGCUCUGCAAGUGCCCACUUGGGUCCAGAGAGGCGCUUGGGUCCCCAGAACUGCACCUUCACUACCCGCCUGGACGUCCCUACCCACCCCCAGAACCCUCCUGGAGGCGCCCUCCCCCGUUCUCCAUCCCCUCCCCCAAACUACAGCCAGAGCUCGCUCUUGCGCGCGCGCUCUCCUGGGCCCAAGUGAAUAGUCCUCGCUCGAGCGGGACACGGUGGUGGAUGCAAUUCCCCUCGCCUCCAGCCGCCAGGAGCUCCCCGGCGGCGCAGGCAGCAUCGUCCUCCGAAGCAGCUGCUCCUGCACCUGGGCAGCCUGGACCCUCGUGCCCUGCUCACGGGGCCUCGCGCGGGGGGCGCCCCGGGACUUCCCCUGCGGGCCGGGUGGAGGAGGAAGAAGAGGAGGAAGAGGAAGAGAGCUUGGACCAGGACCUCCACCCUACCAGAAACACCUGGCUGCGUUGCUGCCACUUCAUUUUAAGGGGGAGGCAAAGAGAGCCAGCAAGAGCCAUGGGGGGCUGCGAAGUCCGGGAAUUUCUUUUGCAAUUUGGUUUCUUCUUGCCCCUGCUGACAGCAUGGACCGGCGAUUGCAGUCACGUCUCCAACCAAGUUGUGUUGCUUGAUACAACUACAGUGAUGGGAGAGCUAGGAUGGAAAACAUAUCCAUUAAAUGGGUGGGAUGCCAUUACUGAAAUGGAUGAACACAACAGGCCCAUACAUACAUACCAGGUAUGCAAUGUCAUGGAACCAAACCAGAACAACUGGCUUCGUACUAACUGGAUCUCUCGUGAUGCUGCGCAGAAAAUAUAUGUGGAAAUGAAGUUCACACUGAGGGAUUGUAACAGCAUCCCAUGGGUCUUGGGAACUUGUAAAGAAACAUUUAAUCUGUAUUAUAUAGAAUCGGAUGAAUCCCAUGGGGCUAAAUUCAAACCAAGCCAGUAUAUAAAGAUCGACACGAUUGCUGCUGAUGAGAGUUUUACUCAGAUGGAUUUGGGUGAUCGCAUCCUUAAACUCAACACGGAAAUUCGUGAGGUGGGGCCUAUAGAAAGGAAAGGGUUUUACUUGGCUUUUCAAGACAUCGGAGCAUGUAUUGCCCUGGUCUCAGUCCGUGUUUUCUACAAAAAAUGCCCCUUCACUGUUCGGAACUUGGCCAUGUUUCCUGAUACCAUCCCAAGGGUUGACUCUUCCUCUUUGGUUGAAGUGCGGGGUUCAUGUGUGAAGAGUGCAGAAGAACGGGAUACUCCUAAACUCUACUGUGGAGCUGACGGUGACUGGCUGGUCCCUCUUGGAAGGUGUAUUUGCAGUACAGGGUAUGAAGAAAUCGAGGGCUCUUGCCAUGCUUGCAGACCAGGAUUCUAUAAAGCAUUUGCUGGGAACACAAAAUGUUCCAAAUGCCCUCCUCAUAGCUCAACCUACAUCGAAGCGACUUCGGUCUGCCGGUGUGAAAAGGGUUACUUCCGGGCAGAAAAAGACCCACCUUCCAUGGCAUGUACUAGACCACCUUCAGCUCCUAGAAAUGUGGCUUUUAACAUCAAUGAAACAGCCCUUAUUUUGGAAUGGAGCCCACCCAGUGACACAGGAGGGAGAAAAGAUCUCACAUACAGUGUAAUCUGUAAGAAAUGUGGCUUAGACACCAACCAAUGUGAGGACUGUGGUGGAGGACUCCGCUUCAUCCCGAGAGACACUGGACUGAUCAACAAUUCUGUGAUAGUACUUGACUUUGUGUCUCACGUCAAUUACACCUUUGAAAUAGAAGCCAUGAAUGGAGUUUCUGAAUUGAGCAUUUCUCCCAAGCCAUUCACAGCCAUUACGGUGACCACAGAUCAAGAUGCACCUUCUCUGAUAGGUAUGGUGAGAAAAGACUGGGCAUCCCAGAACAGCCUUGCCCUGUCAUGGCAAGCACCUGCUUUUUCCAAUGGAGCCAUUCUGGACUAUGAGAUCAAGUACUAUGAGAAGGAAGGUAAACAGAAGACACAGAUAAUUCCAGAAUGGAUUCCAGAAGAAAUGAAUGGAUCCAAAGAAGAGACACUGGAGCAUGAGCAGCUCACCUAUUCCUCCACGAGGUCCAAGGCCCCCAGUGUCAUCAUCACAGGCCUCAAGCCAGCAACCAAGUACAUAUUUCAUAUCCGAGUGAGGACUGCAACAGGAUACAGUGGCUACAGUCAGAAGUUUGAAUUUGAAACAGGAGAUGAAACUUCUGACAUGGCUGCAGAACAAGGGCAGAUCCUGGUGAUAGCCACAGCGGCCGUCGGAGGAUUCACUCUCCUCGUCAUCCUCACUCUGUUCUUUCUCAUCACUGGGAGGUGUCAAUGGUACAUAAAGGCCAAAAUGAAGUCAGAGGAGAAGAGAAGAACUCACUUACAGAAUGGCCACUUGCGCUUCCCAGGAGUUAAAACGUAUAUUGAUCCAGACACCUAUGAAGACCCAUCCCUAGCAGUCCACGAAUUUGCAAAAGAGAUUGAUCCUUCAAGAAUUCGUAUUGAGAGAGUUAUUGGAGCAGGUGAAUUCGGAGAAGUAUGCAGUGGCCGUUUGAAGACACCAGGGAAAAGGGAGAUCCCAGUUGCCAUUAAAACGUUGAAAGGUGGCCACAUGGACAGACAAAGAAGAGAUUUUCUAAGAGAAGCUAGCAUCAUGGGUCAGUUUGACCACCCAAACAUCAUUCGCCUGGAAGGUGUAGUCACCAAAAGAUCCUUCCCAGCGAUUGGGGUGGAAGCCUUCUGCCCCAGCUUCCUGAGGGCUGGAUUUUUAAAUAGCAUCCAAGCACCACAUCCAGUGACAGCCGGAGGAUCUCUGCCUGCCAGGAUUCCUGCUGGCCGACCAGUAAUGAUCGUGGUAGAGUACAUGGAGAAUGGAUCCCUAGACUCCUUUUUGCGGAAGCACGAUGGGCACUUCACUGUCAUCCAGUUGGUCGGCAUGCUGCGGGGCAUCGCGUCGGGCAUGAAGUAUCUUUCUGACAUGGGAUAUGUUCACCGAGACCUAGCAGCCAGGAACAUACUGGUCAACAGCAACUUAGUGUGCAAAGUGUCUGACUUCGGGCUCUCCCGAGUGCUGGAAGACGAUCCAGAAGCCGCUUAUACGACAACUGGUGGGAAAAUUCCCAUACGGUGGACAGCCCCGGAAGCUAUUGCCUACAGAAAAUUCUCCUCAGCCAGCGACGCCUGGAGCUACGGCAUUGUCAUGUGGGAGGUGAUGUCCUACGGAGAGAGACCGUACUGGGAAAUGUCCAACCAGGAUGUUAUUUUGUCCAUUGAAGAAGGUUACAGACUUCCAGCUCCAAUGGGCUGCCCACCGUCUCUGCACCAGCUGAUGCUCCACUGCUGGCAGAAGGAAAGAAACCACAGGCCGAAAUUUACUGACAUCGUCAGCUUCCUUGACAAACUGAUCCGCAAUCCCAGCGCCCUUCACACGCUGGUGGAGGACAUCCUUGUAAUGCCAGAAUCCCCUGGCGAUGUUCCCGAAUAUCCACUGUUUGUUACAGUUGGCGACUGGUUGGAUUCUAUAAAGAUGGGGCAAUACAAGAGCAACUUCAUGGCAGCGGGUUUUACGACGUUUGAUCUGAUUUCGAGAAUGAGCAUUGAUGACAUUAGACGAAUUGGAGUCAUACUCAUUGGACAUCAGAGACGAAUAGUCAGCAGCAUACAGACCUUACGUUUACAUAUGAUGCACAUACAGGAGAAAGGAUUUCAUGUAUGAAAGUACUAUAAACACCUGUAUUUUGUGCCUCAGCAUUUCUACAAAGAAAGAUAUAUCCUCUACGACUCAUUCUUCUGGUUCUCCAGGCAUCCCUUCACAACCCACAGUCUCCUGCUCAGACUAUGGCUGCACACUUUACGUUUAUGCUUCCAUCCUGGAUUUCAAUAUCAUGCUACACAGCUCCUCUCUGAAUAGCCUGCAAAUGAGACUCUGGCCCACUGCAGAUUAUCACUACAUAAUGAUAAAUAACUCAGCAUGAAUGUGUAAUUCUGUAUAGAAAUGUUUGGGAUGUGUUUAUGGACUUCACCUAAAGGAAAUUGUUCAGAUGUGGCAUCUUCAAAGAUGUACGUAGAGAUUGAUGAUAGAUAAGAAAGAAAUAGUUGACCAUUCUUCCAUGUUUUGUGAUCAUCAGGUAGCUUCCAACUUGACAUACUUCUUUUUCAAUAGUUUUACUCAACUCUACAGUUUGUACUGUUGUUUAAUUUUUAAUAACUCAACUGUUGGUGCCUGAUGUUGUUAUAAUGAUUUGCAGGAAUGAUUAAUGUAGUGCAUUCGUGUCAGGUGUGACUACAGUAUGAAGGGCAUUGUUGGGGAGGGAGAUGGACAAAAAUACUGUGCUUUUAAAUCUUCUAAGGCUGGGUCUAUAUUUUUAAAUUAACUUUAUAGGGUUCUACACAUUUCAUAGUAGGUGGUUGUUGAGAGGCUUUUCCCCCUCUAAUUUUUUACUAACUAUACAGUAUUUCUCUAGUAUGUUACAUGAAUCACCCUUGGAAAGACUAAGAGUGAGUCCAUUGCUCUAAUGGUUUUCAUAGACUGAUGCAUGGAGUAAACCUGUGGCUUGUGGCCUUGGAUUCAUCUUCACGAGUUUGAAAAACAAUUAUCAAAGCAUUGAGAAAGUGAAUUGUUCAUGUUAAGACUUCUUUGAAUAAAAGGUAAAAACAUACUAGCCAUAGAUUUAACGGGAAAUGAUUUACUUAAUUUAAGACAGCUUACAGUGGCCCAAGAUAAUAAAAACAUUUUGUUGAAUGAUAACUGGUGUAUUUUCCAACAUUAUCAAUUCCAAUAUUUUGUUCACAAAAAUAAGUUACAUGAACAUGCUGAACUGUUUUCAAAAUUUUCUAAGAAAUUAUUAUGGAUACUAUAAACAUGAUAUAAAUAGAUUUCACAUUUAAGCGUAUAUAUGCAUAAACAUAUAAUGUGUAAACCUUGGUCCAUCAUAGUAUAUAAAAAUAUGAACACAUCUGAGAUGUGUUGUUGUAAUCUUCUCUGAGGCUUGCAGCAAAAAACAAAAAUCAAAUAUAUUUUCCAGUGAACUUGUCAGCUUAUUAAAAUAGUGCUACUUUUUAAAUAAACUCAACUAUAAAAUCACCUGCUCUCCAUGAAACUACAAUAAUUGUCAAUGUGAUAAGUGAAGAACAAGCCAUGUAUUGAAGGAAGAAAAAUGCAGAGCAGGUUGUCUAAAGAUGUGGAUUUAAUGAACUAAUUUUUAUGUGAUGUCGGCAACAAAAGUAUCCCUCCCCACAUCCCCAAAUUACUUCCUAAACCACACUAAAGCUGUUUCCACUUAAAGAUCCUCACUUCUCCCUUUUGUCUUUGUUUGUAUGAUAUUUUUUUAUUGUUCCUUUAUACUGGAUCUUUUCACACAUUUUCUUUCACUGAGCCAUCUUCUUGGUUUUUUUCCCCUCCUGUUGCAGCCUAAUUUUUCUCAUUUCUAAAAAAGCAUGUAUAGAGAGAAAAGGAUGUCUUUAGAGUAUUCCUUAACUAUGUUGAAAAGGAAAAGGUGGAAAUUGCAUCACUUUUUAAAUAAGUGUGUCAGAAACAGCUAGCAACAUUUUCCAGCCACCUACAUGCAUGGCCAUAUGUCACUCAUAGACUCUGUGCAGUUUGCUUGAUACAUUUACACAAAUCUGGAUACAUUUAGGGGAAAUACAAACCUUCCAUAUUUAUCUGUCUUUAAAUAUCUACUAAAUGAUAACAGAUGUAAACAAAUGAUUAAAUUUAUUAAUCACAUAUAUUUAUUUUUAUAAUACAACAAAAAGGUAUUUAGAAAAAUAAGAAAUAGAAUAAUAUGGUCCAUCAUAGGACUACAUCAGUAGCAUCUGUAUGCCUUGAUGAAAUGAAUUCUAUAAUAGUAUUUAAAGUUCUGGGGAUUUACAUUCAGUGAUGGCAAGAUUAAAAAUCUGUUAAUAUUUUUAUUUUAAAAUUUUGAUGAUGCAAUUCUAUUUCUAGUUAAUUGUGUUUCUAUCUUAUGUCUUUACUGAUAUAUUAGAACACUCUUUCUACUCUCUCCCUCCAUAUCCUCUUCUGAGUUUUGUAAAAUUACAUUUGUAAUUUACCAAGCAAUGAGCAUGAUAAUGUUAAGUGCUAUUGUGAACUUCAUCAUGGACAGAACAAGAUAGAACUAUGUACAAAAUUAAACAGAAAUAUUAAAAUAUAAGAACAGCCAUUUCUUUGCUGCCUAAUGGCCAUGCACCCUAUGGUCCAAGAGGAAGUAAGAUCUGGGAAUAUUAAUGGUUAAAAUACCAAAUUCAGUUAAAAAUAUCAUAUGGCACAUUCUGAGAUUCACUGGUGCCUGUGUUUAAUAACUAUAUUUAUUUGACACAUACAAGUAUAAUUAUCCAAAAAUAAGCUAAUGACUUUCAUAAUUACAGUUAAGAAUAAUCUCUGAUAACUAAAAUGUGCAUAUACAUUAUGUACUUGCUUUUAAGAAAUCCUAAUCAAUUCUAAUGAGUGAAUUCUUGUAAUUUUGAAAAUCAGACCAUGUAAAUUUUUUAUUUGCUUGAUAGUCAACUUCUGGUCUAUUGCCAAAAAUGUAAAACAAAUGUACAAUCAAGAAGAAAGAUGGGGUAUUUAAAACAUUCAACUAAAAAGUAUAUGAAAUGAUGACAGUGUAACAGGAAGGAUUACAGAAAGUUUGCAGAGUUGCCCUAUAAUUGCUGAAAAAUGAGUUGUUCUUGCUAGAAUCACAGAUUUAUUAUACUAUGUAUCACUCCUUAAAAUCUACCCAGCUACAAACUGAAUAAGGCAGCCUUCCAACCACAGCUCUAAAUCCUGCUGUAGCCCAUAAUAGAAAAGAAAGACAAAUUUAAUCUGUAAAAGUAAAGUUUUUGUAAAGUUCUCUAUAGCAGUGAUGGUGAAGAGGAAAUUGCAUACCAUCCAACCUGCUUCCUAAAUGCUUUGAUAUCUUUCUCCAUUAAAUUUAUGCUCUGAGAGGAAGUCAGUUAAACUCUCAUCUCAACCUUUUUACCAGUAUUGUCUUCUUUUCUAUUUCUUUUUUACAUUUUUUCAGCCCUCUCUGUUUCUGCUUAAGUCCCUCAUCCUGUCUCUUCAUGUCUCAGGUUCUAUCAAUACACGCAUUAAAUCAGCAUGGUGAAGCACAGGCCUAGUAAAUCAUGCAAGGGGCUAGAUGGCAGGGAAGGCUGCAAAACAUUAGUUUUACUGUUAGUCGUAGCAUACAAACGGGAGCCCUUACGCCAGAGGAUGUGGCUUCUGACUUUGCUUAACAAAAUUAAGCACAAAAGAAAAAAAUUUCAAAAUGGAAAACAAUUCUUUUCUGCAGCUUCAGUUAACUAAGAAUAAAAUACUGAAUAAAAAGAAAUCAGUAUUUUAAGAAUCAAGGGGAUCUGUAUCUUUAUGCAAAAAAAGAGGUUUAAAGCUUAUGCAUUAUUUCUUAUAUUAUGAUCAUCUUAACUUUCACGACUUGAAUAUCAUGCAGAUGAAUAAACUCACAGACAUAAUUAAUCAAAACAUAUUUUGAUGCAUUUCUUUGAAAGAUUCAAAAUCAUAGAAGAGUAGACUGGGUACAACUGGGGAUGUUAUUUUUUCCCUUUAGGCGCUGAAAAGUCACAUAACAUUUCCAACAUCCUCUCUGAUUUUUAUAAUGUUAGAAAAGUAUAAAUUUAAUUUGCUAUAGUUGAACAAAUGGUUGAACAGAACAACAUGCCUCCCAAUACACAUAAUUUUUUUUUCCACAAAAGUGAAUUUAAGUACACUGACAUAUUAAAUUCUAAAUGUUGGAGCCACCUUGCAGUUUGCUAUGGUUACUCUGCCACAGGGCAUUAGAUCUUGUUGUAGAAUAAUUAUAAAAAAAAAAAAAGAAAAAUAGAAGCUAGUCAAGAGUGAAUUGCAUUUUUUAUGCUGAACCUCAGGAUCUCUUCUCAAAUACCCAUUACUCUUGUUUGGUACAGGGGGUCAUGCUUUUGGGUUCUCUAAGAUACUCUCAUCAGAAGUCAGUCCAUGUAAGAAGUCAUCCUUCACAUAGCUAUUAAAAACAUCCUUUUUUUUUUUUCAAACCAAAACCUAUUUUUUCUAGCAAAUGUAAUAAUAUGUUUCAAACUUGCAUAAAAUCUAUUCAAACAGGAUUCAUUAACCAAGGAAGAAAGUGAUUACCCAUGACUAGAUCAGAUAGAGUCAAAGGAAAGAAAAAUGAUAGAUUUUUUAAAAUUUUAUUAUUAUUAUUAUAAUUUAUUACAUUUUAUUCAAUUUGUAUCCUGGCUGUAGCCACCUCCCUCGUCUCCUCCCAAUCCCACUUCCCUCCCUCUUUUCCCCCUCUGCCCCUACCCUAGGACCAUGCAUGGAGAGAACCUAAAAUCCCUGCUCAGAUGUAGCCUGUAGGCUCAUUCUCCAAGUGGGUUUCCUAGUAAGAGGAGCAGGGACUGUCUCUGGCAUGAACUCAGUAGCUGGCUCUCUGCUCACCUCUUCCCCCUGGGGAAGAGCAGCCUUGCCAGGCCACAGAGGAAGCUUUGACUUUUAACAUUGGUUUUAAAAAUAACAGGAUAGCUUCAUUUCAAUAAUACUUUUAGGUCAGGCUUGUCUAAAUAAUUGAUGUUCAUCAGCUUAGAUUUUAUUUUUUAAAAAUUCCAUCUUUUUCUUAAUGUUCCAUUUAAAAGUCAAGAAUUAGAUGUUUUAAAUAUUUAUUAGAAAAACAGUAGGGUUUUUUUGUUUAGUUGGUAGAUUUUUCUCUUUUGAAAUCAUGGAAUGUAUCUAAAUGUUUAGCUUUUCAAGGUACUGCAUUUUAAAAUGAAGCAUGCAAGUUGAGAGAACUUGAAUUUCGAAGGGAUAGGACUUCUAACUAAACUUAAAUUUUUCAAAAAGAAUCUGACAACUACAGUGCUUAUGGAUCUCUCAUUGAUGUCAUCACUUCUACUUUAUUACAUUUAAUGCUUUCCCAAUUAAAGCAAUUUUUAAACAAAACAAAGUAAUACACUUGGUUAAAUUUCUAUACUCAGCCAUACUGCCACAUUUUCUUCAAAAUGGGAAUCUUUGAUUUGUUUCAUACUAAGAGAAAAUUUCAAAGGUUAUUUCUCCUACUCUUUUACAAUCUCUCUCUCUCUCUCUCUCUCUUUUUUUAAGAAUAGCAAAGACACUGAAGAAUAUUACCUGGCAAAACAGGAUACAGGCUGAGGCUUAAGUGAAAUACAGAGAAUUGUACAUACUGGGAAGGUGUUAUACCUUUGAACCACAACCCCAGAGCAAAUGGUUUCCAGUUUUGUAUUAGCAGAAAGGGACAGGUUAAAUAUACAUUUAUUGUACAAGUUGUAAAUUCAAAAAGUGUUAUUUCUAUUAAUGACAGUCUCUCGAGUAACAUAUCUGUCCUUAUCCAUGUUUCUACAUCAUUUUUAUCUCCUAGUGAUUUAUAAUUUGCCACAAUGGCAUUUUAGUUGAUGUGUUAUCAAAUCAAAUGGAAAAUCAGAACAAGUGAAAGUGGAUAGCAACAGUACUUCUGGAUCUCUAGUCAGCUGGCACCAGUAUCUCUCAUUAGUACUCACAGAAAGGAAGAUCCAUCUUUGUCUCCAUUCAGUACAUGAUUAUAAAGAGAACUCUGGGGGCAUAAGAACCAUUGUUUUCUAUAUAUUCCAUAUAUAAGUUCAGAUCUUAUGUGUAGUUAUAAUUGCUUUCAUGAGUUACACAAGUGCUUAUGUACUAAGUAAGCAAUGUUGCUAUGAGAUGUUGUUUCUGGUUUUGUGCUGGUGCUCAAGCCCAAGGUCUUCCCACAGAAGGCAGUUGCUCCUUGGAUCCCUCCCUAACCCCCACCAACCCUUGGUUAAAAUGAGCAUUUCAGCAGGUUUUUUCAUAUUUGUAGUUCCCACAUAAGACACUCUUCUGUUUUCUCUCUUCUAAAAAGAGCCAAUAUCACUUUAAGUGUUUGAAAUCAUAUCAUAACAUAUGGAGUGAAAAAAGCCAAUUCUUAAAAACAAACCACAAGUGUCAAGGUUUAUCUGAAAUGCUCUGGUGGUUCUGUAAUGUUAUGGCGCUUUGCUGUGUUGCAUUAUUUGUAGAAUUAGUUGUUUGUGCUCUAGACAAAACUUGUUAUAACGUUUUUCAUUUAAACAUACCUUCCUUCAAUCUAAAAAAAAGUGACACUAUUCAUUCUAUUACCUCAGUUUGACAGGGGCAGUGACAUUUGCUCUUUAUAAUCCUGAUAUAUGGAUAUUAUUAUCAAAGCCGUGAUGACAUUUUAACUGGGCAUGCUUUAUUUGUUGUCAUAUGUUUGUUUAUCUUUACUAAAUCUAUUUAAAAUAGGGUCUUUAGAAACUCUUAAGAAGAAGAAAUAAAAACAGUAGCCACUCACUUGCUAAGGAACUUGUAACUGAAUAAUCUAUUUUCCCAUCAAAAUGGUUGAUGUGAUCAUUGUUAAAAACAACUUGUUCUCAUAUCACUGGUAUAUUAUCUAAAAAUAUCAUUGCCAUAUACACACAAAGUAUCAUUAAGACAAUGCUAUUAUAGACAAUUAAUUAAUAAUGUGGAUUUAAAUUUUUCUGCACUAUAUGGAAAGCAUUCAAUGUAUAUAUUUUCUUUUUUAUUAUUUUUAUAUUACAGUUUAUUCACUUUGCAUUCCAGCUGUAGCUCCCUUCCAAUCCCACCUUCCCUCCCUUAUCUCCUCCUAUGCCCCUCUCCAAGUCCAUUGAUAAGGGAGUCCUCCUCCCCUUCCAUCUGACCCUAGCCUAUCAGGUCUCAUCAGGACUGGCUGCAUUGUCUUCCUCUGUGCACUGGUAAGGCUGCUCCCAUCAGUCGGAGGUGAUCAGUCGGAGCCAGCCACUUAGUUCAUGUCAGAGACAGUCCCUGUUCCCAUUACUAGGGAACCCACUUGUAGACUGAGUUGCCAUGGGCUACAUCUGUGCAGGGGUUCUAGGUUAUCUGCACACAUGGUCCUUGGUUGAAGUAUCAGUCUCAGAAAAGACCUCUGUGCCCAGAUUUUUUGGUUCUCUUGUUCUUCUUGUGGAGCUCCUGUACUCUACAGGUCUUUCUAUCUCUCCCUUCUUUCAUAAAAUUCCCUGCACUGUGCCCAAAGUUUGGCUAUGAUUCUCAGCAUCUGCUUUGAUACCCUGCUGGGUAGAGUCUUUCAGAGGCUCUCUGUGGUAGGGUAUUGUUUCCUGUUCCCUGUUUUCUCCUUCUUUCAACGUCCAUCCUGUUUGCCUUUCUGAGUGAGAAAGGGACCUCCUUCUUGCUUAGCUUCCUUAGGUGAACAGAUUUUAGUAUAUUUGUCCUAUAGUAUAUGUCUAAUAUCUACUUAAAAGUGAGUAUAUACCAUGUGUGUCUUUCUGCUUCUGGGAUACCUCACCCAGGAUGAUCUUUUCUAGUUCAUACCAUUUGCAUGCAGAUUUCAAUUGAAGUUUUAAUUUAAUGUCUUCUCACUUCUUGUGCUAUAUACAGUCCUUCAAAGAACUUUAUAUUAGCAUAUUGAUACUAUGCAAAAUUCUUAUUUUCUUUUUAUAAAAACACGGAGCUUCCAUUAAGUUUUAUAAAUUUUUUAAUUAGUCCAAGAGUAGAAAAAAAAAAAGGAAAUGAAACUUGAAAGGGGAGCAUUUGGGGUCAGAGUGGCACAACAUUACAGAGGUGGUAAAGAAAUGAAUAUGAGGAACAUUUGAUUUUAAAGAUCAUUGAAUGUGCUUCAUUUCCAAUACUGUAAUAAUAAUUUUGCUAAAAUAACUCCCCUUAGAUUGUGACAUUCAAAGCCUGUACAUAGAAUAUAGAUGGCUUGGAGGAUUUUUUUCUAUGAGCUUAGUUUUCAUUUUGUGUGCAAGGGAAAUAUCAACAGUUUAUGUUUUGUUUUAAAAGAGUAAUUUUUUAACUUAUUUUUACAGUUUAUUCAUUUUAUAUCCCAGUUGUAGCCCCUCCCUCAUCUCCUUCCUGUCCCACCUUUCCUCCAUCCUCCCCCCAUCCUCUUUCCCUAGUCCACUGAAAGGGGGAGUCCUCCUCCCCUGCCAUCUGAUCCUAGCUUAUAAAGUCUCAUCAGGACUGCAUGGAUCUUCUUCCUCUGUGGCCUGGCAUGGCUGCAUCACCAUAGGGAAGCGAUCAAAGAACAGGCAACCAAGUUCAUGACAGAGGCAGCCCAUGCUCCCCUUACUUGGGAAUCCACAUGGCCCCUGAGCUGCCUAUGGGCUACAUCUGAGCAAGGGGCUAGAUCCUUUCCAUGUAUGUUCUUUGGUUGGUGCAUCGUUCUCUGCAGGUUCCCUGGGCCCAGAUUUUUUGGCUUUGUUAGUCUCCUUGUGGAGCUCCUGUCCCUUAGGGUCCUUCUAUCCCCCACUCUUCCAUAAAACUCCCUGCACUCCGCCCAAAGUUUGGCUGUGAGUCUCAGCAUCUGCUUUGAUCUCGUUAGGUGGAACCUUUCAGAGGACUUCUAUGGUAGGCUCCCAUUCUGUUUCCUCUCUUCUACUGCUUCUGGUGUCUAUCCUGUUUGCCAUUCUGAAUGAGAUUUAAGCAUCUCCCUAGGGUCCUCCUUGUUUAGCUUCUUUAGGUCUGGAGAUUUUAAUAUGUUUAUCUUAUAUUAUAUGGCUAAUAUCUGCUUAUAAGUGAAUAUAUACCACAUGUGUCUUUCUGGUUCUAAAUUACCUCAGUCAGGAUGAUCUUUUCUAGUUCCAUCCAGCUGCCUGAAAAUUUCAUGAUUUCCUUGAUUUUAAUUGCUGAGUAGUAUUCCAUUGCCUAAAUGUGCCACAAUUUCUGUAUCCAUUCCUCCAUUGAGGGACAUUUAGGUUGUUUCCAGAUUCUGGUUAUUACAAAUAAAGCUGCUAUGAACAUAGCUGAGCAAAUAUCCUCAUUGAAUAGUGGAGUGUCUUUCAUGUAUAUGCCCAGGGUUGCUAUAGUGGGGUCUUGAGGUAGCACUAUUCCCAAUUUUCUGACAAUGUCCCAGAUUGAUUUCCAGAGUGGUUAUACAUGUUUGCACUCCCACCAGCAAUGGAGGAGGGUUGUCCUUUCUCCACAUCCUCUCCAGCAUGGGUUGUCUCUUGAGUUUUUGAUCUUAGCUAUUCUGAUGGUUGUAAGAUGGAAUCUCAGAGUCGUUUUGAUUUACAUUUCCCUGAUGACUAAGUAUGUUGAGCAUUUCUUUAAGCGUUUCUCAGCUAUUCAAUAUUCCUUUGUUGAGAAUUCUCUGUUUAGAUCUGUAUCCCAUUUUUAAAUUGAUUAUUUGGUUCGUUUGUGUCUAAUUUCUGGAGUUCUUUAUAUAUUCUGGAUAUUAGCCCUCUAUCAGAUGUGGAGUUGGUGAAGAUUUUUUUUUUUCCAGUCUGUGGUUGGGGGUUUGUUCUGCUAUCAGUGCUCUUUGCUUUACAGAAGCUUUUCAGUUUCAUGAGGUCCCAUUUAUUAAUUGUUGAUCUUACAGCCUGUGCUGUUGGAUCAGGAAGUUCAGGAAGUUGUCUCCUGUGCCAAUGAGUUUAAGGCUCUACGUAAAUGAUAAUUUUUAACUAGUAAUUCUUGCUAAAUUUCAUUAUACCUCUUGUAAUGACUUCAUAUUUGAAAGAUUACAAGCAUAGCAUUAACUAUAACAUUAACACCAAGGAUUACAGAUAAAAAGGUAAUAAAAAGAAUAAGAUGGUAAAGUGAUUACUUCCUUUAAAAACAAAACUAUUAGAAGAAAAUCAGUUAACAUUAUGUCAUGUUACUUUUACUAGUAAUUUUGAAACUUAAGUGUAUUUUGAGAAUGUGGAUAUAUGAUUUAAAUAAUUCUAUUCAUUUUUGUGAAAAUAUAUAUUGACAUUAAAUUAGAAAAAAUAAAAACUCAUGAAAACACCAAAAUGAAACAAUUAUGUUUCAAAAAUACAUUAGUAGGCUAUUGUCAUAUUUAAAUACUCUUAUAUUAAUGCUUUUGAUUUUUAAUAAAUGUUAUAAAAAUAUUUUUAAAAUACUAAUUCAUUAAAUGCGACUGUCAAUAUAUUUUAUACAUGUUAAUGAAUUACCCAAUUCAUGGAUUUUUUUUUUUUAGUUUUGACAUUAAAUUUAAAACACUGUCUAAAUGAUACCGAAGAACUGAUAUGAAAUGGGUUACAAUCAACAUACUUUACGAUAUUAUAUGUAUUUUCCACAACCUUGAAUGUUUUGAAACAGUAUCUUCACAUAAAUUUUAUGUGACACUUUGGAUUUUACUUGACAUUUUUGAACUUUAAAUGCUUAUAUUCUUUCUUUCCCCAACUGCUUUAAAGGCCACUGCUUGCAGUCUCAAUUUAAAGAUGUUUGUUUUGUUUCAUCCGUUUUUUAAAAUAGAGUCUCCCUAAUAGCCCAGGCUGGCCUCAAUAUCCUCCUUCCUCUGUCCAUGGGGGCUGAGAGUACAUCUUUGUGUAACUGGAUAGUGGUUGCACAUUUUAUAUUUCCAUUCAAUCACAUAAUGUUAAUAACUUUCCAAUUCUCAAAAUGUUGAAAACAAAUGUCAUUAUAGAUGCUAAAAUUUCUUUUUUUCACAUGAUUCUUCUUUUAUCUCACACUAGCCAGAUAUCCUAUAUGAUCAGCUAGAAAACACAACCCGUUUUACAUUCUCAAAAGAGAAAACAAAAAGAAAACCUAAAAAUCCUUAAUGAAUUUAGGUUAGUAAUGUGAAAUUUUUCUAGUUAUUUUUUACUUAUAUUUAAAUUUUCACUGAAUAGUAUCUUCAAACAAAAGCAAAUAGCUAUUCCAAUUUUAUAUGAUGUAUUUAUUUUCUUCUACAUUUCCAAAACCCUCUGAAAAAAAUGAAAAUAUUCUGUUUCCCUAUUUUACCUUUACCACUCUGCAUUAAAUAUAGAAGUAGCUAUAAUUUAAUGUAAACAAUCAUAAUUCUAUGAUUUCCCCAAAUUUUUUAAACCUAUUUAUACCAUGUAAUAUUUAAAACAUUAUCAAAAUAAAGAAAAUCAUGUCAUCUUAUUGACCCCAAACUAAAAAAUUCCUCAAAUUAAAAUAAGUAUAUGUGCUUACAUACUGAUUUAUUUUAAAGGUGUUUAUUAUAAAUACAGACAUCCAACAGAGGGUUAGUAAUGGCCAAGACAAGCAAUGUCCAAUCUCAUGAGAUUGACAUUUUAAAAGUAAAGACACACAAUAGUCAUGUGUUAUACCAAUAAUCAUGUUACACACAUGUUACAGCUACAAGCAUUUGUGACUUCACAGUAAGAGGUAAAAACAUCUGUACAGAUAUGAUAUUAAACUGAAAUCUGAAAAACUGAAAGGAACAUUUAAGAGAAGUGAGAACAAAGUUCCAAGUAAAGAGAGCAGUUAACAUUUGGCAAUUUAGAGUAUGUGAGAAUAUAGAGAAUGAUAUAGUUAUGAGGAAAAUAUGAAAGGGCAUGAAAAAGGUAGGUGUUGUCAGAGUAGACAAGCUGAAGAUAGAGAUAAGUGGAAGAGUUUUUGGAUGAUUAAAUGCCAGGUUUACUGGUGGAUUGGGAAUGAGAGGUGAAGAAGACAGAAAAAUCAAAACUAAAUUUACAUUUGGGGAGCCAGCAAUUGAUUUAAUGGCAGUGAAGUAGGAGCCCUGGAGGUGGGGGGGGGGAACAUUUGGUUUUGGCUACACAAUGCCAGAAGUAACUAUACUCAAAUGGAAGUAUAAUGUAGGCAGAUGUAGGCUGGGGAGAUAGCUCAGCAAAAGACUGCUUUACCUGCAAGCUUGAAGACAUGAGGUUAAGCCCAAUAACCCCCAAUUAAAAAAAAAACAAAAAAAAAAAACAAAGAAAGCUAGCAUCAUGGCAAUCCUGUAAUCCAUAUAGGUGGUAGGUGUAGACAAAAGGGUUUCUGGUCAGCCAGUUUAGCCUAAGUGGCCAAGUUCAGGGUGAACAUAAUGGUGGAUGGCAAAUGACUAAGUCCAUUCAAAUUUGUCAGCCGGCCUCUACAUGCAGAGGCACACACAGUUAAAAACAGUUGCAUCUGAGAUUUCAAAGGAACUAUUAAGGCUGAAGGUCAGGAAUUGAAGUUCAUUAGUCUAUAUUAUCAGUAUUUACAUUUUCAAUACCAAGAAUAAUCCUGUACAAUAGAAAAGUAGGAGUAGGAUUCAGCUCAAAAAGUUUCUAGUGUUUAAGGGUUAGGCAGAGAAUAAGAAGCUAAUAAAGUAAACCAAGAAGUACAAGGUAAGGUACAGAAAAGAGAAAUGCAGUUGAUAGGGAGUUUUAAAGUCAGGAGCAGGGCUAGAGGAAUGGCUUAACAGUGUAUACUGCUCUUGCAGAGGACCUGAGCUUGGUUCUAGUACUCACAUGCAAAAGCUCACAACAGCUGACUAUAACUGCAGCUCUAGGGAGAUCUGGUACCCUCUUCUGGCUCCUGGGACAUCCCCACAUGUGUCCAUACACAUAGUUACGUGCAUACAAAGUUAAGAAUAAUAAAAAUCAGACAGAAAGAAAGAAAGAAAGAAAGAAAGAAAGAAAGAAAGAAAGGAAGGAAGGAAGAAAGAAAAAAGAAAGGAAGGAAGAAAGAGAAGGAAGAAAGGAAGGAAGGAAGGAAGAAAAAAGAAAGAAAGAAAGAAAGAAAGAAAGAAAGAAAGAAAGAAAGAAAGAAGAAAGAAAGAAAGAAAAAGAGAAAGAGAAAGAAAUGGAGGAAGGGAGGAAAGAAAAAGGAAAGAAGGAAGGACUAUCACAAUAAAACAAUGGUCAUUGUAUAUGGCAACUUUAUCUAGAAUGUUCUCUUUGAAGUCCUUACUGAGGGCAGUCUCUAUGACACAGUAAAGUCAAAGCCUGCCACGAAUGGAUCCAGAAGGGAGACAGGAAAUGGAAUCACAAUCUGUAAACAAGUCUUCAAAAUAUUUGUUGUGACAUAAGCCAAGAGAAAUAGGACAGCACCAAAGGACCAGUGGAGUCAGGAGAGUUCUUGGUUUUGGGUUUUGUUUUGUUUAGAUGAAGGAUGUUAAAGCAUAUUUACAUACUAAUGAGAGUGAUUAGGCAGACCAGAAACUGAUUAUGCAGAAAAGUAGAUAAUCACAGAAAAAGACUGAAGAGGUAGGUUUGUUGAUAUUGAAGCAAAGUAGAAAUGUUACUUAAAAAAAAAAAAAAAAAAAAAAACAGAUACACAGAACUCCAGUGCAAGGGACAGGACUGUACAAUAUGCAGCUAAAUUGGUAGGUCUGUGGUAGAAAAGCAAAAUGUUACUAUGUGAGUAGUUUGAUUAGACCAAGAAAAGUCAAUGUUGGGGUUGCGGAAGGAAGUGUAGUUUUAAAGAGAAAUGUAUGUUAUUAAAGUAGGAAAGUGAAUAUAUAUAUGUAUACAAUUUAUACAUAUAUAUUUGCUUGGAUUUUAUGUAUAGUAAAUAGUAGGGAAAAUUUUUCAAAGGCAUCUUCAUCAAAUAUUUUAAAAUAUAUUAUUAGAAGACCCAACACUUUGUUUUAUAAGGACUCUAAUGAGUCUUCUCUGCCCAGAUAGUAGAGAUGGAGGACUUUCAAGCAUACUAGUAUUUCUUCUGUUUGCUUAUUUAUGUUUGCCUAUUGCAGAGUAAAUGGCAGAAACAUUUGGCAUAUAUUCUAUUUCAAAAGCUAUGAAAUUAAAAAUAGUUUAGUCUUGAAAGGCCUAUAGUGUUUAUUUAGCCUGACAAUAUUAUCAGAUACUAUUCGGGGGGGGGGAUUUUAAGCUCCCACCUAAAUUUUAAAAAGAAAUAAAAGCAGGUAUGCAGAUAUUAACUAUUUAGAAGAAUUUAUUUUGGAUUUGUUUCCACACAGAAAACACUAAAAUAUUUUGUCAUUUAGAAGUAGAUGGGCAAUACUAUGAGGUUGUUUUGUUCAUUGUCCCUCUUAACAGAAAGGAUUUUUUAAAAAAGUGCUUGGUGCUUCGUUUCUGGAAAAGCUGUCUGUCUGCAAUGUGUGGGAAUAUAAAGAUGAAUCUUUCUUCUCUGGGCUUUAUGUAAAAUUAGAUUGUGACUAAUGAGAUAAGAUUUUUCUCCAUAUUUUUUGCUGUUCUAGUAUAACAAAUACAAAUAUGUAAGUAUACAUGUAAAUGCCUAUUUGCUUAAACACUUUAGAUAUUUAAAUGGUCACUCCAAAUUUUAAAUGUUAGGCAUUUUCAAUGCACUUAAAAUAUUAAUUACAAAAGUCUUUGUGGCACAAAUCCUAACAAAUAAUACUAAAAUGUGUAUUUCUAUAAAAUACCUAGAUAACAUCUGUCUAGAAUGAGUUCUUUAAUCCCUCAGAGAGAUUAUCUUUUCCUUCCAUAAGUUAAAGACUUGUAAAGUCUUUUUUUUUUUUUUUUUUGUCAACUGAGUUGAAGUUAUUUCUCAUCAAAUGUUCAGCACUAGAGGCAUCUAUUCUUGCAAGAGGGCAUAAAUCUGUCUGUGACAACAAGAAGGGGUAGCACCACAUCAUGUUUUCUCAAUUUGGAAUCAUAUCGUUACUUAGGGCAUAUAGGUUUCCUCCCGGGCUGCUUUUACAGUCCAAGUUUUCUUUUGAGUUGUAAUUACAAUAUGGUAGAGACACAAAUGCAGCAAAAUGCGUUACCCGAAAUGCAAUCCCACCUACUACCUACUUGACUAUAGCAGUGAAGUAUUCCAGUUUCAUUGGAAGGUGGUACUAUUUUCAUCUUAUAAAAAUCUACUAUAAUAUUCCAUGUAAAUCUUCAUGUGCUGGCAUGCAUACAAGUUAAUAGUGUUAUAGAAUGUCCAGCUCUCAAUAUAAGAGAUUGUUUAUGGUGAAUUCUAUUAUAUAUGACAUCUAUUUGCUGGAAGGAUAUGAUGUUUAGCAAAACAAUCUGCUGAGCAACAUAGUAAGAUUUUUGUACAAAGUACAAAUUGCUAAUUAUUGUAUUUUAUUUUUCUAUGAUUUCCUAAAAGGCAUUAUCAGGGUCUUACAGAUGGAGAAAGCCUGUUUAUUAAAAUAUCUAUUACCAAAUAAAAGUUACAGUUUUGGUGGUUGAA
Meriones unguiculatus (Mongolian gerbil) is the source of this 19057-nucleotide messenger RNA. It is a transcript of the gene Epha6, whose product is annotated as EPH receptor A6. Gene Ontology annotation, biological process: axon guidance; protein phosphorylation; cell surface receptor protein tyrosine kinase signaling pathway. The record is from RefSeq and is a predicted model, not a curated record. The transcript is spliced from 19 exons. Bases 533 to 4000 code for a protein of 1155 amino acids. Gene Ontology annotation, molecular function: protein binding; ATP binding; transmembrane-ephrin receptor activity. Gene Ontology annotation, cellular component: plasma membrane; neuron projection. NCBI's taxonomy places the organism in Eukaryota, Metazoa, Chordata, Mammalia, Rodentia, Muridae.